AUGGCGCCGAUGUUGGUACCGCUGAAAUGCGGCUUUCACUUACAAAAACGAAAAAUAGCCCUUCUCCUCCGACAGACCAGCUCGUAUCACAUUUGGAAUAAAAGUCGCAGUGAAAGUGGGACGGACCAUAAACGCCAAAGUUCAUAUCUGCUGAGCUCCCCUCCACACCUACGAACAGCAACAUGGAGUACAAACAGAAACGAAAACAGUCGGCGGAUUUUGGAGGCAGUAAAACAUUUGCAGAUUACAGACAAAAGAACAUGUUGGCAUGGAAAUGCAGGAGGAAGGCUCAAUGCAGAUCCACAAAAUGUUCUGAAAGAAGUAAAUUCAACCCAGAUCCUGUCUGCAAUGUUGUCUUAUGUGUGGCCAAAGAAUAGACCAGACCUGCGGGCCCGUGUUGCUAUUUCUCUGGGCCUACUCGCUGGAGCCAAGAUCACCAAUGUGAUGGUGCCCUUCAUGUUUAAGUAUGCAGUGGACGAGCUUAACCAGAUGUCGGGACACAUGCUGAACCUGAAUGACGCGCCAAGCACCGUGGCUACCAUGGCAACGGCCGUGCUGAUUGGCUAUGGCGUGUCACGGGCUUGUGCAGCACUCUUCAAUGAGCUGAGGAACACCGUGUUCGGCAAGGUGGCCCAGAGUUCCAUCCGCCGCAUCGCCAAGAACGUCUUCCUCCACCUGCACAAUCUGGACCUGGGUUUCCAUCUCAGCCGCCAAACAGGGGCGCUGUCCAAGGCCAUCGACCGUGGCACACGGGGCAUCUCUUUUGUCCUCAGUGCGCUCGUCUUCAAUCUAGGACCCACAGUCUUCGAGAUGGCCCUCGUCAGUGCCAUUUUGUAUUACAGGUGUGGUGGACAGUUUGCAGCAGUGUCCUUGGGUACCUUAUCAGCAUACACCCUCUUCACCAUUCUCGUCACUCAGUGGAGGACGCGUUUCCGGAUAGAGAUGAAUAAAGCAGACAAUGAAGCUGGAAACGCAGCUAUUGACUCACUCCUUAACUAUGAGACCGUUAAGUACUUCAACAAUGAGAAGUAUGAAGCUGAGAGGUAUGAUGGAUACCUGAAGAUCUAUGAGUCAUCCUCUUUAAAAACCACGUCCACGCUCGCCAUGCUCAACUUUGGCCAGAGUGCCAUCUUCAGUAUCGGCCUCACUGCCAUCAUGGUGUUGGCCAGCAAGGGCAUUUCGGCAGGUACGAUGACCGUGGGAGACCUGGUGUUGGUGAACGGCCUGCUCUUCCAGCUCUCCCUGCCCCUCAACUUCCUGGGCACAGUGUACAGAGAGACCCGGCAGGCCCUCAUAGACAUGAACACUCUUUUCACCCUGCUCAGCGUCGACACCAAGAUCAAGGAGAGGGAUCUGGCCCCGGCAUUAACCAUCACACCACAGGAGGCCACCAUCCGCUUCGAGGACGUCUACUUUGAAUACCUUGAGGGCCAGAAGGUCUUAAACGGAGUGUCCUUCGAAGUGCCUGCUGGGAAGAAGGUCGCCAUCGUUGGUGGCAGUGGGUCAGGGAAGAGCACCAUUGUGCGGCUGUUGUUCCGCUUCUACGAGCCCCAGCGGGGGAACAUCUACAUAGCGGGGCAGAAUAUUCGAGACAUCAGCCUUGACAGCCUGAGGAAGUCUUUGGGGGUCGUACCUCAGGAUGCCGUUCUGUUCCACAACACCAUCUUCUACAACCUGCAGUACGGGAACAUCAACGCUACACCAGAGGAGGUGCACCAAGUGGCGCGUCUAGCAGGCCUCCAUGAUGCUAUCCUCAGGAUGCCCCAUGGCUAUGACACCCAAGUUGGGGAGCGGGGCCUCAAGCUGUCAGGAGGGGAGAAGCAACGUGUCGCCAUUGCCCGUGCAAUACUAAAGAAUCCACCCAUCCUCCUUUAUGACGAAGCAACAUCCUCCCUCGACUCUAUCACAGAAGAGAACAUUCUGACUUCAAUGAAGGAGAUGGUGAAGGACAGAACGUCUAUGUUCAUCGCCCACAGGCUUUCCACAAUCGUAGACGCAGAUGAGAUUAUAGUGCUCAGCGAGGGUAAAGUGGCAGAGCGAGGCAAUCACCACACCCUCCUCAGCACCCCUGGCAGCUUGUACGCAGACCUGUGGAACACCCAGAACAGCAAAAUCCUCAACGGUGACAAGAGGACGGCCGAGCCGCCAGCAGAGCGCCUCUCCCAAAAGGAGGAGGAGAGGAAAAAAUUGCAGGAGGAGAUCCUCAACAGUGUCAAGGGCUGUGGGAACUGCUCCUGUUGAUCGAAGCUGCCACCUCCAUGUCUCUUCAUCCCUCACAGAUGGCCUACACUGGAAUCCCUGGUCUGUGUAGUAUUUGGGAGGGAGCGGAGAAGGGGUACAUCCCUACUACCCACUCAAGCCAAGCUCCCCACCCAUGUGACUAUCCCUCCUCCUCCUCCUCAUGUGAAUAAAGGCCACUGCUCGCCAAAGUGAAGGAGGAGGAGCAGAACAGGGAGCAAGUGUGUUUAGCACUGGCUGUUGUCCAGAGAUGGAGCUUCUAUGCCAGUUGUCUCAGCUGAAGCCAAGCAUAAGAGACCUUGUAUAUCACAUACGUGUGUGUAAGACAUCUGUUAGUCAACAUGGUUGCCCCCCCCCUCCUCCUCAUUUUUGACAUCAGGUUUAUUGACAUCCUCCAUUGCACUGGAAACAGAUGAGAGUACACAUAAUGACUUACAUAUGCCUUGAUGUUGACACAAAAUUUGAUUUAAAUUUUUUUUUAAUUAUUUUCAGAAUAAACUUAACCUACAGUUUGCUUUUUAUAUUAAGGAUGCGCACAUCUAUUACAAUAUAGUGAGUUACAAAGAAUGAUUUGCAGUAUGUGGUUUGAAUAACACUGAUUCAUUUAGCAGAUGCUUAAAUUGGAUUCAGUCAUAAUGCACAUUGCCCAUGACAUUUUUAAUGCAUGUUCUAAAAAUAUCAUAUUUGGCAGAUAAUCAAGUCUUCUCGAUUUGAUUCACUGCGUAAUAUGGAUGUUUGGACUCAUGAACAUGCAAAAUAGCUCCCCAGUGAAUUAGCAGUAUGUCACAGUCACAUUCAUGUAAAUAUAACGCUCUGAGAAUGACAAGAAGUAACUCUAAUAAAUCAUGAAUGCUUUUCACCACAUUUGGAGCCACAUUAAGAGACAACAACUUGAAAGUCUCCUCUGGGAACAUUUCACAGUCAUAUCAUUUAGCCUUGGUUGACGGGCCUCUUCUGUUAAAAAGUUAUGGAGUUUUAACAGUGCUUAGACAGCUUUUUGGAUUGUAUGAUCCUACUACAGAGACUUCUUCCUGAAGGUUACAUGUAAAUGUUAUUAUUUAAAAACUGACAGUACAUGUAUGUCCUCAUUUUCUGAGGGCUGUUUUGGCUGUGAUAUGCACAUUUUGUUAAGAACUUUGGUAUGUUAUUGUAUCUAUAAAUGAACAGAUUAUUAAUCUUGUACGAUACACACAAUGUAAAGCCUUUGUCACAGUAUUCUGGACUACAUGUUGACUGUGUAAGUACGCUGCAGACAGAUUAAUAAAUGGCUUUAUCUAAAUAA
Molecule: messenger RNA, 3520 nt
Organism: Epinephelus fuscoguttatus (brown-marbled grouper)
Lineage: Eukaryota; Metazoa; Chordata; Actinopteri; Perciformes; Serranidae
Gene: abcb7
Product: ATP-binding cassette, sub-family B (MDR/TAP), member 7
Exons: 16
Coding region: 1-2241 (746 amino acids)
Biological process (GO): intracellular iron ion homeostasis; transmembrane transport
Cellular component (GO): mitochondrial inner membrane
Molecular function (GO): ATP hydrolysis activity; ABC-type transporter activity; ATP binding
Source: RefSeq, a predicted model, not a curated record